GCUACUUACUUUAUUCAACAAACAAUGGUGCUACAAACAUAUUUCUUGGUGCAUAUAUGCAAGAAUCUCUUUAGGGGAAGUGUAUAGAAGGAAUGUCUAAGUCUAAUGGUAUGUUACAGCAUUCAACUUCAGAAGAUUACAUCACAUUAUUUUCAAAUUUUCAUUCCUGCAUUCCAACAGUGUAUGGGAGAUCUAAUCCUGCAUCCUUACGAUUUUGUCAAUACUAUGGUAUCUCGUUGUGGUCUUAUUUAGAUUUGAUAAUUAACGAUGUUGAGUAUCUUUCCACAGGCUUAUAAGCCAUCCUUCUUUCUGCAAAAUACCCGUUGAUGACUUAACUGCUUUUUUCUAUGACACACUGUCUAACCCUAACUGAACUGCGAGAGUUCUUUACAUAGUCUGCAAAAUAACCACUCGUGGAUUACUUUCAUGAAAAUAUUUUCUCCCAAUUUGUGACCUGUAUCUUCAAUCUAUUUUACUUCUGUAAAACAUAAUUUUCCAAAGCUUUUUAUUAUGGACAAGUUCAAACACACACAAUGAAAGUGGGAAGGAGGCCAGACAGCCCAUCUUUUUAGUCAGCGCAGGGCUCAGCCACUGGCCCUCCCCAGCGGCCAUACCCUGAGGAUGCAUCCUACCUCUGUUUGGGAGACAGCAACGACCUCGCGCCGGCCAUACCAACGCCAAAGCCAGCUCUCUCUCAGAGAACCGUGGGUGCAGGAUGAACGGCUCAUGCCGGCGAAAGCUAUGGCGGGAAAAACGGGUCCACAGCGGCAUGCUGGGAACGUUCAGAGCAUGCUGGGAGCACGCAGAGUAUGCUGGGAGCCCUCGGGGUAAGCUGGGAGAGCUGGGAUACGCUGGGAUAGGUGGCGGCCUGAUUACUGAGGCAUUCAGUCAACAGGAAAAUAUGAAUGAUUCUCAGCAGCAGUCACUGUUCUUCAUCACACUUCCUGAUUUACACAAACUCUGUGCUGUCAAGAUAAUAUUGAGUAACGGACUGGCAGACACUGAGAUUAGGAGUAGACAAAUGAAGAUAUGCAGGCAGUUGCUGUUUUUGCACCAAGAUAUCCUUACAUCACCUGUACCUGGAAUAUUUACCCAAAUUUGGGUGGUGAUGGCGAUAACAUUUUAUAAAGCUGGAAAACUUAAUGCCUAUAUGGGAAAAUAUGGAGCUAAGGUGGAGGCUCCACAACAAGUAAUUCCUAUAAUUCUUCAAAACUGCCUUUCAUAUUCACUCACGGCUAGACUUGCUCCAGCCUGGAAUAAAGCUGGCCACCUCUUGAUACAAGGAAGAGAAUUUCUUUCUCAGAUGGGAAAGCAAAGUGCUGUUGUGUUAGAUAUCAAUGUAACAUCAACUCAAGUUUGUCUAAGCAUAGAAGCUCACACAAUCAGACUGCCACCACCUCAGCUAAGAGAAUUUGAUAUUUCUCAGAGUAUUAUAAAGAGUUUUGAGACUAACCAGAAUGCUGUUAUUGAGGAACAGUCCAUUUUAAGCAACUGGUGCUACGUUUUGCCAAGUAUGAAAAUGGGACGAAUGAUAAGUAUUCUUCACACCAUACCCUCUGACUGUCCUUUUCACUCAUAUGAAGAUUUCCAGAUGCACUGGGAUGGCCUGUAUGGCUAUAAGCUUCCAGAAGACCUUGGAACUGUUAAAAUAUACUGCUGCAUCUACUUCAAAAUGAUAGGAGAAAGGCUCUUCACGUACCCUCUCAGCUGCAUCAGAAGUCAACCCAUACAGUUCUUUCCAAGGGUAGAUAUGGAAGGUGUGUUGAGAAGUUUUCUUUCAGAUUUAAAAUCUAAACUGCCCCAUAUAUGUGGAUUUCCCAUAAAGAUGACAACUAAACCGUGCUACUACACACAAGAACUAACCACACUGCAUUUGCAGAAAAACAAAGUCAAGCCGCCCAAUCUGACUGCUCAAGCCAAGUCCUCUCCAGCUCACGCCCCGUCCACGAGAGCCGCCCGGGCCCCGAGCUUCCCGCCGUGCUCAGCAGCUGCGGGCCACAAGGGGGCGCGCUCGGUCAGCCCGCCGAAGCCCUCGGGGUGCUCCGCUCUGUGCCUCCUGCCGGAGUCUGUCCUGAGCAGCAAGAAAGCGCCGUCUGACCAGGCCGCACAAGUACUGGAAGUACCCAAGCCCACCAGAGGAGAUGCUCAAGUUCAAGACACAAACUUUAGCUCCCAACAUAAUAUUGCCCCUAGAUUCAUACCAGUGUUCAAAAGUCGACCGUUACAGAUGACCAAAAGUAUCUUAGCACCUGAGAACCUGCGAAGAAAACGUAUUGAUACAGAAUCUAAAUUGUUUUCACUGAAAUCUAGUGAGAUCCAGGACGAUAAACCAAAUUUAGAUCCAACUACUAAAAAAAGACCUAGUCAUAGCAUUCAGAUGAAGGCUAAAAAUCUGAAUCUCAAGACUUGUAGAUCUCUGCAAGAAAAAAACACUGAACUCUAUGGAAAUAUGACAAAAAAUACCCUUUCUAGUGGAAAAUCAUUGAUCAUGAGUUUAAGUGAAAGUAAACAACUGUCUAAUAGUUCAGUAUUUCAGAUGCCAACUAGCAAUUUAGGUGUACUAAAAAGUGCUGUUGGCUCCCAAGUGAAUGGAAAAGAGAAUUUGACAAGCAAAUAUAUAACACAGGUUUUAGGGAAAAGCCAUGAGUCACUAAAAGUAAAAAGACAACCACAUAUUUUUGAGUCAGACACAGAUCCAGAAGAUUCCCAACCGCUACAGCCGCAAUCAGUUGACCAAACUAAAGAAGCUGAUGUAACUGACCACCAAGUAACAGUAAGCAGAACAGCCCCCAAGUCUAAGAAGUUAUGUCAGGACUCUCCAAAAACGUCAAAGAAGCCUCACUCCAAUACUGUCCUUUGUGGACAAUCCCGUGCUAGGAAACAGGUAAAAAACCAAAACGCAAUUUUAAUCUGGGGCCACUCAUCAUGUGAUACACUUUUAAACCCCCUAAAUAAAGAUUUAAAUGAUUUGCCAAAGAUCUCCUAGAAACACACUGAGAAUCAGAGUAUCUAACACACCUGCAAGUAUAUACAAUUAAUUUAUAAUAAAAUGUGAUUCUUCAAU
Molecule: messenger RNA, 3064 nt
Organism: Bubalus bubalis (water buffalo)
Lineage: Eukaryota; Metazoa; Chordata; Mammalia; Artiodactyla; Bovidae
Gene: C22H18orf63
Product: chromosome 22 C18orf63 homolog
Exons: 12
Coding region: 716-2986 (756 amino acids)
Source: RefSeq, a predicted model, not a curated record